GGUCAUUGCCUAGAUUUAGGACUUGAGUUGUUUUUUUGUGUUUCUAUUAACAAUGUCAAUCAAAAUAAUGGAAAAGAACGGUGGGUUAACUUGCGUAAAAUGGACGACGGAAACUCCCGAGAACACAAUAAGGAGUGAGAUAAAAAAAAAAGGACUUUCAACUGAAUCAUAAUCGAUACCUGAAUUAUUUGUCAAUAACUAGGCGGUUAAUCAAAUAAAACCUCUAAAACGCAAGAAAAUAAGUAAGGAUAAUCCGAAAACGCAACGCUGACUGUCGACGAGAAAAACUGUCCAAGUGCAAAGUGAAUCCAUCAAGGUCGACUUCUGGGUAGGCCCUGGAUAAGGUCAUUUUUGGGCUUUACCACGAAUCUCAAAACUCUGUCGUCUUGGGGUCGUCCUUGCUGAAUGUCCUUACCGAAUGGCGAAUCCUCAGUAGUUGUAAAAUCACCGUGUUUUGUACAAGUUGUUUUGUGCAGGCUCAGUAAAAUAAAUUCAUUUAAAAAGUGAUUGCUAUUCUGUCGAGAACAUUUUGCCUUUCCGUCUGUUGCAGAUAAGUGUUUAACCGCAAAUAAUCAAUGACGAUCACAACUAAAGUCAUGGGUAGCGGUGAGCAUUGCGUGACGUGGGAUGCUACAUUAGAGAGAGCCAAGAAAGCAAACGAGAUCUUUCAGCUGGAUCAUUUCCCCGAGUACAUUUCUUACUUUAGUCUCGUCUACGAUUUCAAAGUCAUCAAAUUCGAAGAGAAAAAAUAUCGAGUCGAGUUUGUUUUCACGCAAAGCGCUUACGAUUCUACUACCGGUAGGAAAAGUUGUGCUAUUUCGGAUUAUUACUACGAGCCGUGCGCAGUUUGGAUGAAUAACAAAGAAGGAAAAAAACUGAUGUUUCAAAAAUUUCCUCGUCCUAAAGGAUGGAAAAUAACUACCGCCUUUCGACAGAUUAGCUUUACUGUGAAUAUCUACAUCAAGUUUAAUUCUUUUCGUGAAAUCAACGUGUUGCUCAAACAAUUGACGGACAUUUACGCAAAUCAGUCCAACUGCGACAUCCAAUUUCUUUUUCAAGAUGGCCAGAAAAUCGGAGGCCACAUUUCCAUUAAGGCUGCCAGAAGUCCCGUAUUCGCAGCAAUGUUCAACAACCAACCAACCAAAACGGACCCAGUGUUCAUCAAUGACACUCAGCCGGAUAUUUUCAAAGAGGUGCUCCACUUUAUCUACUCCGGUCGGACUAGAGCACCAUUGACUGAAGCUAAUGUUUGGUCACUUUUUACGGCUGCGGAAAAAUAUGACGUCGCAGGAUUGAAGGAGGAGUGCACCCGCUUUCUGCUAGUUCAAAUUCGGGCGAGCAAUGCGAUCGAUUGGUUAAUUCUGGCAGACUUUCACUCGAUACAGAGUGUCAAAGAAGCUGCUGUGAAAAUCAUAACUGCCAACUUUCAAACCAUUUUCCCGACGCACGAAUGGGCGGAGUUCACAAAGAGCUAUCCUGAUCUGUGUUUGCCAAUUACCUUGACGACGAUUGGACAAAUAAAUUCUUAAUUUAACAUAAUAACUAUGACUGGAGCACUUUCUUUGUGAAACUUUUUAUCUAAACAUGAUUCAGACAAGAUAAGAGCGAAAAUUUUGUAUCGAUUGUGAUAGUAGUCAUUUUUAUCUUAUUAACAUUAACCUGGUAACUUUGGAUUUUCAGCAAUUCGUUUUUUGCCUAGAUUCAGAACAAGAGUUUUAUUUUGUGUUUCUAAAAACGAUGUCAAUCAAAAUAGUGGAAAAGAACGGUGGGUUAAGUUGUGUAAAAUGGACGACGGAAAUUCUCGACUUCACAAGAAAUGAGAGAAAAACAGAGGACUUUCAACUGAAUCGUUAUCGAUACCUGAACUGUAUUUCCCACUUUAACAUUUCAUUGACAUGCAGUGCCAAUAAUAGUCAUAAUUUGCAUUUAAAGCAGUUAGAGGACUCUAACAACGGCUCGAGCUCACGCAAAGAAAAAGAAACUGAUGUUAAGAAUUUCCGUCAGCCUUGCACUGUUUGGAUGACGUGUGGGGAGAACAAAAAGGCUACUAAAAUUUUUUUUAAGAAACCGUCUGCAGAGUCUGCCUGGAUUUCGGAUGCGUUCUCUGUCACACCACCGAAGAUACAACUAACCUUCCAAAUUUGGAUAAAGUUUAAUACUUUCGGUCUCGGUGAGAUGAACGUACUAGUUAAUCAACUGACGGAUAUGUUUCUUGAGCAAACAAACUGCGACGGCCAGUUCCAUCCGGUUCCAUCUACCAAGAGACCAGAAAAUCGGUGGUCACAUUUUCAUUUUGUCAGCUAGAAGUGACGUAUUCGCUACCAUGUUCAAGAUCGACACGAGAGAGGCAAAGACGGGCAUAGUCGAUAUCAAAGACAUCCAGCCAGAGAUAUUCAAAGACCUACUGCAUUUUAUCUACUCGGGUCGUACCAAGGAAUCGUUAACAGAAGAAACCGCUCAGCCGCUAAUCAUUGCGGCAGAAAAAUAUGACACCAAAAGCCUAAAGAAUGAGGGCGUCCGUUAUCUCCUCACACAAAUACGAGCGGAUAAUGCAAUCGACUUGUUGAUUUUGGGACACCUACAUUCGGCAGAAAAACUCAAGAACGCGGCUCUGGAUUUCGUGGUUGAAAACUGUAAAACAAUUUUUGAAACUGACGAGUGGCAAGAGCUAACCGAAAAAUAUCCUGAGCUUUGUUUAUUGACAACUCGUCGCAUGGUUGAAUCAUGGUUCACCAAUGAAGAAGAGUCUCUUUUAGAUCAGGUUGUAAAAAAAAUGUCACAUUGAACAGCAUUGAAGCUAUACAAUAGUAAAAGAUCAUUUUCAAUUUUUAGAUAAUCGAAGAUCUCAAAGGAACCAAACAACUCAUGCCAGUGGGAAGCACAAAUGAUAAAUGCACAAAUAAUUGACAUAUUAUUAUCUCUCCAGCAAUCAAACUAUGAUAUUCAAUUCUAUUCGGAAAACGUACAGCACAUCGUGAGAUCCAUUCAGGUAGGAGUGCCGUAUUCGCUGGAAAGACUACAUGAAAAUGGGGAAAAAAAGAGUAUCAUCAAGGGACUGAGAUCCAGCCGGCAGUGAAUCAAGUAUUUCUACCAUACUCUUUCACCUUUAUUCGGGCUGGAAUCGAGAGGCCAUGAAGUAAAAUGAAUGUUCGAUUACAUUUUUUUUUAAGCGUCCGCAUUGCUUGGAUUUGAAUCGAGUUCCUGUUAUAGCGUGUUAUAGUUUGCUCUUUACUUUAUUUUAGAAAUCUACUACCGGUAACUAACGUAUGUAAGUAUGUAACCUUGUAAGUAACCUAUGUAAGUAACUAAUUCUUAUUUUCACGACAACAAGCACUCUCCCCUCAGGUCAUCGAUUGGUCCAUUUUAAAAAUGGCAUCAGCAUUCUGUUCAAUAACAUCACUCGGUUCUCUGCCGCGUAGUGUGCCAAAUAUUAUUUCAGUUGAACAACAAAAAGAGUUUCUCGCUUGUGUGACGUACAAGAUAAGUAUUCAAAAAUACAACGCUGACAAGUUCCAGUUGGAUCGCACUUACGCCAACACGUACACUUCUUACUUUGUACUUUCAAGCGAAGUUGUAUCUAUAACAGAUGAUGGUGAAAAUCCUCAAAAUUAUACCAUCGAGGUGAGUCUGAGGGAAUUAACCGGGCCCGAUGAUGGACUCGGUUCAAGCGGAAAAGAAGACACUGUUCCAGAUUAUUGUCGUCGCCCAUGUGAUGUUUGGAUGACGUUAAUCAAUGAACGAGAAAAGUUAUUUUUUCAUAACCAAACCUCCUCGAAUGAGUGGAAAUCGCCCAAAAUUAUUCUUCCGUUAUUGCAACCAAGUGCAACCAUCGGUACGUGUCUGAUUUCGAUUAAGUUCAACAGUUUCCGUCAAGGCGAGGCGAAGGUGGUUAAAAGUCUGCUCGGGCUACUUCUCCAUCAAACGCAAUGCGAUGUCAAAUUCUGUUUUGAAGAUGGUCGGCACGUCGGUGGACACAUUCCCAUAUUGGCAAACAGAAGUCCCGUAUUCGCUGCCAUGUUUAGUCACGACAUGCAAGAGAAAAAGACGGGCCAAGUCGUCAUCAAAGACAUUCAGCCAGAGAUUUUCAAAGAGAUGCUGCAUUACCUCUACGCGGGACGGACCAGAAUUUCAAUCGUUGAAUGCACGGCUCAGCCGUUAUUCUUGGCGGCCGAAAAGUACGACAUCAAAGAGUUAAAGGACGAGUGCAUACAAUUCCUCAUCUUGCACAUACAAAGCGGAAACGUCAUCGAACUGAUCGUCUGGGCGGAUCUGUACAGGGUUGAGGAAAUCAAAGAAGCCGCUUUUAAAUUUGUGGGGGAGAACUACAAAACCAUUUUUCCAACGACGGAAUGGGAGAAUCUAAUGAAACUUUAUCCUGAUCUCUGUUUAUUAGUAACCCGACGCAUGAUUCAAUAAAGUUAAAUAUUUGACAGUGACAACGUGUGAAUCCCUGAAGUGCCAAAGCUCAAAGUUAAUUAGAGUUAGGUGUUACAGUGGACAAGGCGAAAAUAAAAACAGCAAAAAGAAAUCACU
Messenger RNA from Daphnia pulex (common water flea), 4533 nucleotides. RefSeq lists its product as uncharacterized. The transcript is spliced from 2 exons. Gene Ontology annotation, biological process: proteasome-mediated ubiquitin-dependent protein catabolic process; regulation of proteolysis. Gene Ontology annotation, molecular function: ubiquitin protein ligase binding. Gene Ontology annotation, cellular component: nucleus; cytoplasm. The record is from RefSeq and is a predicted model, not a curated record. Lineage: Eukaryota; Metazoa; Arthropoda; Branchiopoda; Diplostraca; Daphniidae. Bases 3370 to 4416 code for a protein of 348 amino acids.